Myiozetetes cayanensis is the source of this 2580-nucleotide messenger RNA. It is a transcript of the gene PCP4, whose product is annotated as Purkinje cell protein 4. The coding region runs from base 86 to 274 and encodes 62 amino acids. NCBI's taxonomy places the organism in Eukaryota, Metazoa, Chordata, Aves, Passeriformes, Tyrannidae. The record is from RefSeq and is a predicted model, not a curated record. Gene Ontology annotation, cellular component: cytoplasm. The transcript is spliced from 3 exons. Gene Ontology annotation, molecular function: calcium ion binding; calmodulin binding.
GGCCGGGCGCGCGGCGCCGCUUCUUAACGCGCGGCGCGGGGCGGCGGGAGCGGCGCGCGCCGGAGGGGACCGCGACUGUCGCGACAUGAGCGAGAGACAAGGAACCGGAGCUACAAAUGGAAAAGACAAGACGUCUGGUGAGAAUGAUGGGCAAAAGAAGGUCCAAGAGGAGUUUGACAUAGACAUGGAUGCUCCAGAGACAGAGCGGGCGGCCGUGGCGAUACAGUCCCAGUUCAGAAAAUUCCAGAAGAAAAAAGCGGGGUCCCAGUCCUAGUAGCUACCUCACAGCGUGGAAACAAAGCAACCCCGAAAUGAUUUAUCGAAGAAAAACCCAGAAAUAACACAAAGAUGCAUGUACAGAAACGAUCAGUAUUUAAAACCCCAUCGGCAGAUAACAACCCCGUGAGCUUGUCGUGUGACUUCAUCCCCAGGUGUUUUCACGCCCGUUUUACCCUCUGUAACUUCACCAUUUUCCUUGAUGUUGUAAUAAAGAAAAGUUAGGGUGAAGUAAUGAAAGCGUCUGCCUUCAUCUGUCUUUUCAUAUUAAUGCAGCAAGUGCAGCGUUACAAAUGAGCCCAGCCCAGAUGCCUCUCCCCCCUCCCCACUUGGAGCUCGGAGACAACGAGAGAGCACCGUAUGUUGCAGGGUUUGUGCUGAGGGAUGAGAGCGCUGCUUCCCUCAUUUGGAGAGCUCCAGCUGCCAGCCAAAUGUGACAAUAAAAAAAUUACUUUCUCCUGAUGAGCUGGAAGUUAAAAAAAAAAAAAAAAAAAGUUGCAGGCAGAAGCGGGGCGUGAGGGGAGGAGCUGGAGGAAGCAGCGAGCACUUUAUGGUUGUCUUGCAGUUGUGUCAAUAAAAGGGGGUUUUAAGUGGGGAGAUUGUCCCCUGUCCUUCCUCUUUGCAUGAUGACAUUCAGAGUUACCCAGCUUGGGCCACGUUGACUGUUAUGGAAAAAAUAAAAAAUUAAUAAACCGGACACAAAAUUAACUUUGGAAGUUUGGGGUUUGAUUUUUAUUCGUGAAAAUAGAAACUGACUCUCUAAGCUGUGGUUCUGAUGCAGCUUUUCAGCCUUGAAAUAAUCAGGAACUGUUUCUAUGCCAUCUCUCUCUUUUCGUAUUAUUUUCAGGACUUGGGGAGUAAAUUAUAACAAACUGCCUGUCUCCAUUUAGUCUAUUAUGUAUCAAUUGUGAACCCCCUGAUUUAUCACUGUGUUAGCCCAGCUCUUGAUUAACAAAAAACAGCCACAACAAUGUGUCUUAAAUUGAAAAGUAUUUCUGUUUUCUCCCUGUUGUAAAACAGCAACAGACCAGUUUCAGAUCAAGUAAGGACCUUGUUUGCCUUCAGACCCGAUCAGGAACUGGCUGCCCAUAUGGAAGGUUCAGAGAAGAUUUAAUCAAGUACCUUGUACUCAGAGAAAAGGAGCUAUUUAGAUUAAAGUGGGACAUGAACUACACAGAGAUGGUUUAAAAAAAAAAAAAAAAUUAAAAAUCUCAUCCUCUUCUUGGCUUCAUCAGCAGAUUUAGGGAUUCCAGCAGAUAUCUUUGUCCCUAGGGAAAUGAGAAGCGUUUUUUGAAGGAUGUUUGCAGUGGUUCCAGGGAGGCAGAGUGAGCCUCACCUCCAGGCUGGCAGAGGCAGGAGUGCUGGGUGGUGACAGCCUUGCCAGCCUCUCAGGGAACAGCCUGGAGCUGGGACUCCUUCAGGUGUCACUCCCAGCUUUGCCCAGAGGGAUUCUUUUCCUCCUCUCCCAUCUCCUACCGGAGGAUUCUGAUCACCAGGGACAAACCCAUCGUUAUCCCCCUCAUGUAAACAGAGAGCUACAGCCAAGGGGUAGGAAUAGAGGGAUCUCAUGCCAGUGGCAUUGGCUUCCCAUGGGAAUGCUGGAGGGGUGCAGAGGAAAGGCCCUCAGCCUUGUGCAGGUGAAGUCACUUUUGGUGCUAGGCAAGAGUUUAGUGAGGAGCCCAAAGCUGGUGGUGGGUGCCAAGAGCUCUGGCACUUUGCUGGCCACGAGGAGCCCCCAGGGGUGCUGAGCAGAGGAAGCCUCGUGGAUCCUGUGGGUGAUGCAGAAGGCACAUGCAGAGAUGGCAUGUGAGGUGCUUAAUAAGCACAGCCCAAGCCUGGGUGGGAAUGGAAGGGGCUUUUAAGAACUUAGUUUGGGCUCUGUGUGUGUCAGGUCCUGGCCCCACACAACCUACCAGCUCACCCCCUGCAAAAUCAGAGCUCUCCAAGCUGCAGCUCGGUGUUUUCAUUCUAGCAGCAUAUUUUUCUUAGCAGCACUGUUUCUCUGCCCUCUAAAAAACUUCCCAAAUAAACCUCCAGCAACGCCGCUGCUGUGCUCAAAGUGUGGUUUGUGGAGGCCCCAGUUUCCCCCUCUUGUCUUUCACAGCGACUGCUCACCAUAUAAUAACUGCCUUAGCAUAAUCAUUUAAAGAUUGUAAUGGGUUUGGAUUGUGUUGGUGCCAUUUUGUUUAGAUGAACAUAUAUUUGUGGUAAAAAAACUGCAUUUGUGUUCUGCAUUAUGUCAUUUGAAACAGCAUGAGCUCUGUAAUGGCUACUUAAUUGAAUAAAAACUAUGGGUAAGCACUA